CCCCUACCCCUAUAUAGAUAGACAAACACACUCCAACUAACUAAUUAAAAAUACUUCAAUGAUGUCCGAAGAGGAGAAGAGAGUAGAAGAAGAAAUGCAGGAAGCUCCAAUAUUUGGAGAUCUACUGGAUUCCAUUAUCUCGCACGUGCCUCUCAUCGAUCUUCUUCCCGCCUCUCAAGUGUCACACUCCUGGAAACGCGCCGUUUCCUUAUCUCUCCGCCGCCCCAAUAACAAACUCAAGCCGUGGCUCAUCCUCCACGCGCAGAGCACGAGGGAACCUCUCUCUGUAAAUUCUGCCUACGCUUAUGAUCCACGAUCUAAGUUGUGGGUCCACAUUGAACACCAGCCGUCGAUCAAAUCCAACUCCUUCUCAGCCCUCCGAUCCUCGCACUCCACUCUCCUCUACAUGCUCUCUCCCUCCAACUUCUCCUUCUCCCUAGACCCCCUCCACCUAUCCUGGCAUCAAGCGGACCCCCCAACUGUCUGGCGGGUCGACCCGAUCGUUGCCGUAGUAGGUUACUACGCCAUCGUCGCUGGCGGUGCGUACGAGUUCGAGGACGACCGGCUUGCGGUCGAAAUGUACGACACCAGGAGCCGCACGUGGGAGACAUGUGAGUCCAUGCCGGAGACAUUCAUGUACUCUGCUUCGUCGAUUUGGGUAUCUGUAGCGGUGGAUUCGUCGAGAAUGUAUGUGUUAGAGAAAAUUAAAGGCAUAAUGUACUGGUUCGAUCCUUGUACCAAGAUUUGGCACGGACCUUGCAAUCUACGACAGAAUGAUGGUGAGAGCGUGUACUGCUGUUGUAUUGGAUUCGCGAGUGGUCGAUUGAUCUUGGUGGGUAUUAUUGAAGAGGAAAAUGAGAAUUCCAAAAGAUUGAAAUUAUGGGAGGUGUACGGUGAUUCUUGGGAGAAACAGAGAGAAAUUACAGAGAUGCCAAAGGAGAUGGUUGAGAAGAUGAUUGCAGAUGACGAUUUCUCUUCUGCUUCGAAUUCAUCGGUGGGUGUAACGAUUAUGGGUGAUCUGGUGUUCGUUUAUAAUAAUUCGAAGCCUGAAGAGUUGUUCUUCUUCGAAAUUAAUGGCACCCCAGAUGCUGUGACUGUUAAUUGGGUGAGCGUAGAGAACGCGGCGGUGGAUAAAAUUGGAUUGAUAGAGAGAGUGGUGGUUAGUUGUUCCGAUGUGGGUAUCCCAGAUUUGCGAAGAGCAGCAUCCAUGUCUGUGAAAGUAGAUCGCCUGCAGUAGGUUUUUUUUAAUCAAUAACAACAUUGAUUCCUUUCCUGAUAUCUGGUUACUUGUUGCAUGUAUUAAUUUCACGUUAAAUAUCUUCUUCCUUCCCCUUUUCACGUUAAAUACACAUCAACGUUAGCUUCUGUGGCUCACAUGAACAGAUCGAUCUCACGACAUAAAGACGAAUCA
Messenger RNA from Tripterygium wilfordii, 1411 nucleotides. RefSeq names its product F-box/kelch-repeat protein At1g23390-like. Gene Ontology annotation, biological process: proteasome-mediated ubiquitin-dependent protein catabolic process. The coding region runs from base 59 to 1237 and encodes 392 amino acids. Gene Ontology annotation, molecular function: protein binding. The transcript has a single exon. The record is from RefSeq and is a predicted model, not a curated record. Gene Ontology annotation, cellular component: nucleus; cytosol. Lineage: Eukaryota; Viridiplantae; Streptophyta; Magnoliopsida; Celastrales; Celastraceae.